AUGGUCAGCGGAGGGCAGGGCGCAUGGGGAGGGUCAGGAGCUCAGGCCCCGCCCCCUACACUCUGCGUGUGUCGUCUUCUCUCACAGCCUUGUGAACCUCUCGGACUGGACGGUGGUGCCCUGACCUCGGCUCGCCCUCCCCUGCCGCCCCGGGCCCCAGCCAUGGCCUCUCGCAUCGGGCUGCGCAUGCAGCUGAUGCGGGACCAGCUGCAGCAGGAGGAGCAGCGCGAGCGUCAGCAGCAGAAUGCAGCUCUGCACUACAUGAACCGCACCUGCGCGCCCCCUCCCACCCCCGCCAUCACCACCCCCCAGCACUUCCAGAGCCUGCAGGUGCCCGUGGAGGUGCUCAAGGUGCAGACUCACCUGGAGAACCCCACAGACUACCACAUCCGCCAGUCUGUGAGACAACAGGUCAAAGAGUACCUGUCCACCACCCAUGCCACCAAGCAGACGAUCCAGACGGUGGCCGGGCCGGUGCCUCCCUCUCCCCCAGCCCCGGCUCCUCCUCUGGGCCCCGCUGUGGGACUGACGGCUCACGCUCCGGUCCACUCCGCACACAUGCACCCGGAGCAGCUGAUCCCAGGGAACAGCGCCCCCAACAGUCCCAUGGCCAUGCUCAACAUCGGCUCUGGGCACGAGAAAGAGAUGGAUGACGUCAUCGAUGACAUAUUCAGUCUGCAGGCCAACUACGACGACAUUCACUCCUACCUCGACCCCAUCAUGCCCAACACCAUACGCCAAUGGUGCGCCAGAAGAAGCAAAGGUUGUGACAAUAAGAAAUCUGAAUGA
Molecule: messenger RNA, 789 nt
Organism: Knipowitschia caucasica
Lineage: Eukaryota; Metazoa; Chordata; Actinopteri; Gobiiformes; Gobiidae
Source: the annotation of a GenBank genome assembly